Protopolystoma xenopodis is the source of this 669-nucleotide messenger RNA. The record is from the annotation of a GenBank genome assembly. Lineage: Eukaryota; Metazoa; Platyhelminthes; Monogenea; Polystomatidea; Polystomatidae.
AUGAGAUUUUUGCUGCUAUUAUGUCUAAGUAACAAUUCGGACGAGAUUGCUGAAUUGUCCAAGCUCUUCUUUCUUUGGCUCCGAGCUCCACGUGGCUUGGGCGGUCUUGUCGACGCUGAGCGUUUGGCUCAGGAGGCGCCUCCCCCUCGACAAAUGGUUUCACUUGCCGAGCCUGGUGCUCCGUUAUCAACGACCAACUCUGGAGCUGGACGCCGGGGCUCAAUCCAUCGAGGAAGCGGGACAUCUAACCACGGCCGUAGACCUGUAUCUACGGUCGUCGGCCCUGGUAGGCCCGGUGCAGGGGAAGCCCCACCUUAUACGGCAGAGGGAAGAGGAGAGAUUCCCGAGGGUCCCUUUUCAAGGGCUGAGGAAAUGUCUAUCUGCAGGCGCUUAACCAAACCCGACUAUCCUGGUGUUUCGGACUGUAUAUACUCUUCUGAUUCAGCCACAUCGGGAUCAAUAUCUCCUACAUCACCGGCUUCACCGUCUGCAGGAUCUGCUUCGCCUGAAGACUCUAGAGAUGAAUCUGUAUCUGUGGCAGAUGGGGUUCGAACUGUCCAGGGUUGGAAGGGUGCGCGACGUGCCCCAGUUCAACGCAGAUCUGGACAGAAUGUCUGUACAGGAGUCUCAGCAGGUGGAGCACAUGAAUCGACGCCCCCAGCCCUCUAG